AGCAAUCAUAAAAAAGUUCGACCCGUAAAUGACCAAAUUCGACAACUUCCUCGAAGUGCAUUCACAGAUCAAUCGAAUCGAUAAUUGCAUUUUCGGAGAAUCUUAGGGGAAUAAUGGCUGUAGCUUCUGAUCAAGCCACAAGUAUCUGCAGUCACUGUGAUAGAGUGAUUCCUUCUUCCAAUCUCGAUUUGCAUGUUGCUCAUUGCUCCCGGAAGCUUGAAAAAUGUAAAAUAUGUGGGGAUGUGGUUCCAAAAAAACAUGGAGAAGAACAUUUCUUGAGCACUCAUGCUCCGGUAGCCUGUUCUUUGUGUAGCGAGACAAUGGAGCGUGAGGUGUUAGUUGUUCACAAAGGUGAAAAUUGCCCACAAAGGAUUGUGACAUGCGAUUAUUGCGAGUUUCCUUUGCCUGCAAUUGAUUUAUUUAAGCAUCAGGAAGUAUGCGGUAACAGAACAGAACUCUGCCAUAUGUGUAGCAGAUAUAUUAGGCUCCGUGAAAGAGAUGUCCAUGAGAGUAGAUGUAAUGGAGGCACAAACAUCAUUGCAGAAUCUACCAGGAACACUAGUCCAUCUGAGAGAGAUCAUCAUGGUGCCCCUAGAAGGCAGCCACACGAAGCUUCCAGGAAGCGGCUUCUAUUUACAAUUGCAAUAACAGGCAUUGCUGUUUUGUUUGGCUCAGUUAUUUUCCAGAAGAAAGUCGAAGACAGUCCAGUGCCAUAGCAUCUUUACUGAUAUUUUGUUAAUCUUAAUUUCUUACUAUCAGAGCAGUUCGUAGAAUUCAUAAUGUAUCUACAAAGAAUUAUCAUGCAAUCAAAGACGAGUUCUACUAAUACAUGAAUAGUUACUGUUGUAUGUAA
Solanum dulcamara is the source of this 853-nucleotide messenger RNA. RefSeq lists its product as uncharacterized. The transcript is spliced from 6 exons. Bases 114 to 716 code for a protein of 200 amino acids. Lineage: Eukaryota; Viridiplantae; Streptophyta; Magnoliopsida; Solanales; Solanaceae. The record is from RefSeq and is a predicted model, not a curated record.